This is a messenger RNA of Durio zibethinus, 1192 nucleotides long. RefSeq names its product carbonic anhydrase 2-like. Gene Ontology annotation, biological process: carbon utilization. NCBI's taxonomy places the organism in Eukaryota, Viridiplantae, Streptophyta, Magnoliopsida, Malvales, Malvaceae. Gene Ontology annotation, molecular function: carbonate dehydratase activity; zinc ion binding. The record is from RefSeq and is a predicted model, not a curated record.
UCAUGUUAUAGUCAUUUUUAGCGAGAGAAACCUUCUCAUUUGUUAAGGGACCAUGUUCUAGAAAGCCUAAACUCACCCUAUAAAAUGCUGCUUGAACCUGCUUGAAUGAUGUGAAUCCUUGUAGCUGUUAUCUCUAUACGUGUUAGCCACAUAUAUAGUGUUUAGAAAUUUAAUUCAAUUUCCUCGUAAAAGUUCAAAGCUAAGCUCCUUAGACAAGAAAAAGCAAUCUGCUGAAGUAGUUGUUGGACUGAAGAAGAUACUCAUAUUUUGCCAGGAAGAUUUAAGGAGACUUUUUGUGAGGAAGAAGAGAUGGAUGAGCAGGUUCAAGGAAAAGAUGAGAAGCUUAUUUCCGAGCUCCAAGGGAGGCCUCUUUCUGCUGAUCAAGAUGCUCAAAGGCUUGAGGAUGGCUUUCAGUUCUUCAAGAACAACUUAUUUGACAAAUGUCCAGAAAUUUUCCAUGAACUUGCAAAUGGCCAGCACCCGAAGUUUUUGGUCUUUGCAUGCUCGGAUUCCCGAGUCAGCCCCUCCAUUAUUUUGAAUUUCAAGCUAGGCGAAGCCUUCGUUUCCCGCAAUAUUGCUAGUAUGGUUCCUCCAUUUGACCAGUUGAGACACACUGAAACUGGUGCGGUCAUCGAGUAUGCUGUUAAAGCUCUUGAGGUAGAAAACAUCCUCAUCAUUGGACAUAGUCGUUGUGGUGGGAUAAAGAGGCUUAUGGAGCUUCCAGAUGAACACUGCUCUCACAAUCAUACAUAUGACUUCAUAGAUGACUGGGUAAAAAUUGGUUUGCCAGCAAAGAGAAAGGUCUUGGAAGAGGCUAACGAUAUGCCAUUAGAAGAACAAACCAAGCGGUGUGAAAAGGAAUCAGUGAACAACUCGAUGGAAAAUCUACUGACAUAUCCAUAUGUGAGAAAUGCAGUGGAAAAGGGAAUUAUGACAUUGAGGGGAGGCUACUAUGACUUUGUAGAAGGAACUUUUAAACAAUGGAAGAUGGGGCCAAAACCAUGCCACGAAUAAUAAUGCCACUGCCUAUCUAAUAGUUUGAGUUUGAGCCACUGAUGGAGGUCUCAUCUAUGAAUUAAUAAUUAAGACGGAGCAGCUUACUCUGCAUUGGUCCUUUAAUUAUGUAUAUGUAGCAGCUUGUUUCCUGUAAAAUAAUUUGUGUUCUUUUGAAAUGCUACGCUUUAUUUUCUUU